Messenger RNA from Lecanosticta acicola, 1953 nucleotides. The record is from the annotation of a GenBank genome assembly. Lineage: Eukaryota; Fungi; Ascomycota; Dothideomycetes; Mycosphaerellales; Mycosphaerellaceae.
AUGCUGUUUGGUUUCCUUGCUUUCGUUGCAUUUGCUUCGGCCGAGCCGACUGCCUCUAACCCGCAGCCGUAUGCGGGUGUCGUGCAGGCCAGGCAGGCAUAUGAUCCUCAGACGAGUAAUGCGUCCUCGUUGGAAGUGGACCUUGGAUACAGCGUCUAUCGAGGAUAUGCGAACGCUACUUCCCACGUCAACGUCUUCAGAGGGUGAGUUCUGCGCAAUCAUGGACUUCAAUAUCAACGUCUAAUUCUUUGCCAGAAUUCGAUUUGCUCAACCGCCGGGCGACUCAUUGAGAUGGCAGGCUCCACGAGCGCCGACUGUGAAUCGCACCGCCGUCAUUCCCGCCACGGAAUACGCAGCACAGUGCCCGCAGAGCCCUGAUGCCUCGUACUCGAUUAUGGCCGUCAACGAGACCGGAGCAUCCGAAGACUGUCUCUUCUUGAACGUCUAUGCGCCGAACAAUGCUUCCGGGCCUCUUCCUGUCUACUUCUACAUCCAUGGAGGGGGCUACGGCGCUGGAAACGGCAGAUACAACCUCCAGAACAUCAUCAAUACCAACGACAACCGGUUCGUCGCUGUCAGCAUUCAAUACCGCUUAGGUGCCUUUGGCUUCCUCUCCUCAGACGAACUCUACCGCAAGGGCGUGGUGAACGCUGGAAUCUUGGAUCAGGUGAUGGCAUUGCAAUGGGCACAGCAGUACAUCCACCUCUUUGGCGGCGAUUCGGAUCAGAUCACAAUCGCUGGAGAGAGCGCUGGUGGUGGCUCCGUCAUGCUGCUUGAUAUGGCGUACGGCGGUUCUCUGGGCACACAGCUUUUCAGGAAUAGCAUUGCGGCGAGCCCUUAUCUUCCGAUGCAGUACGGAUACAAAGACUGGAUUCCGUCCCAGUCAUACUAUUCUCUUGCAGCUGCGGUUGGGUGCGACACCAUGAAGCCAUACGGAGCGAAUCACUCUGUUCCUACAUUCGAAUGCUUGCGGAACGUCAGCUCUGCUGCCCUAGUAAAUGCCAGCGCACUGAUUUCGCAAAGUGGAACAUAUGGGACUUGGUGAGUUGUUACCUUCAAGCCACCUGGAAGUUUUGGCUAACAUGCCACAGGGCGUUUCUACCAGUCACCGAUGGUAUUCUAAUUCAGGAUACGCCCUCUCGCCAACUGGGCCGCCGCAAGGUGAACGGAAUCAAUGCCUUGGUGGGCAACAACGCCAACGAAGGACCGGGCUUCACACCACAAAACAUCCACACUGAGGACGACCUACUAGCCUGGCUGCGCCUUACAUUCCCACUAUUCUCUAACAACGAUAUUGCCAAGAUUCUUUACUACUACCCCAGCACCAAUGCCUCGGUGGAUCCCAGCGAUCCUCUCUUCGCAACCACGGGAAAUAGUGGGCCAACUGCUCUCAAUCAAAGCAGCGUCGGCACAGGCCAACAGCAGCGCGCCGACAAUAUCUACGCAGAGACAACUUUCGUUUGUCCCAGUUACUGGCUCACAGAAGCCUAUUCGAACAACGCUCUCGGAGGCUCAGCAUACAAAUACCAAUACUCCGUCCCACCCGCCCGUCACGCAGACGAAGUUAAUUCAUGGGUCAACUGGCCCGGCACUUUACCAUACAGUUACGAUUUCGCUGUUGCUUUCCAGAGAAUCUAUGGCAAUUUCAUCACCACAUCCAAUCCUUCCAUUUCGAACGCUGUGGCCAAUGGAUUGACCACUGGAAAUGCGAGUGGAAGUGUCGGUGCGAAUGCUGCGUCGACUUGGCCGCCUUUCAGUAUUUAUGCUCCGUACCAGAUCGAUCUGAACAUCACGUGCGGCACUCAGAGGGUCACGAAUGAUGAUGGGACGUUUUUCUGUUAUGGGCCGGGAACUUUCAAUCAGUUUCGGGAGGUGAAUGCGUAUACGUGGGAAGGUGUAAGAGGCACUCGGUGUGAUUUCUGGAGGGCUAUGGGGGAGAUUGUUCCGGAGUAG